AUGGCUCGCAAUGUGACCCUCCAGUAUAUCUCCCAUGACUCAACCCGGCGCAAUAGAUUUAAGAAGCGCCUCAAGGGCCUGAUGAAGAAGGCGGACGAACUAGCCGUCCUGUGCGAUGCCAAGACCUGCGUACUGGUGUACGACGAGGGCAAGGUGGUGCCGGAGGUGUUCCCUUCCAAGGCCGAGGCGGUGGGUAUCCUGAAUCAAUUCAAAAUCACACCGGAGCUGGGGCGGUGCAAGGAGGUGAUGAACCAGAAGGGCUUCAUCACCAAGCGCAUUGACAAGCUUCGGGACCAGGUCGACAAGACCCGCCGCGAGUGCGAGGAUGGCGAGAUCAGGUCCCUCCUUCACAAAACCAUGCAUGGCGAUCUCUCGGGCCUCGUUGGCCUCAACAUCGAGGAGCUCACCAAAGUUGGCUACAAGGUGGACGUGCUUCUCAAGAGCAUUAUGGAACGCAUGGCAAAAAUCCAUUCCCAGGCGCCGCCGCCAGCUCCAUGUGUCACCACCGGCAGCAUAUACAUGGGGUCUCCCGCGUUGUAUAUGGCACCACCUCAGCAGGAGAGCCAGCUUGACAUGGUGAGCUCCGGAGGGGACCUCGACACUCUGGUCUACGGUGGCUACGCCAACACCAACUUCUCUAGCAGUGAUAUGAUGAUGCAAAUGCAUUCCUUUGAUAUGGGUUUCGGUUCAAGUCCUUUCCCUCCCAUGUAA
Messenger RNA from Triticum urartu, 711 nucleotides. The record is from RefSeq and is a predicted model, not a curated record. Lineage: Eukaryota; Viridiplantae; Streptophyta; Magnoliopsida; Poales; Poaceae.